Pelobates cultripes (western spadefoot toad) is the source of this 156-nucleotide messenger RNA. The record is from the annotation of a GenBank genome assembly. Lineage: Eukaryota; Metazoa; Chordata; Amphibia; Anura; Pelobatidae.
AUGCGGCCCGAAGCACGGACACCGGAAAAAGCCAAGCAUGGACGCCGCGACUCACCCCAACCCACCAAGCCACAUCACGACACUGAGCCCCAUCGAGAAACCAGUGGACUUAUGCACCCCAAGGUCGACAACCUACCAGAAAAAGGAAUUGGCUGA